Molecule: messenger RNA, 2283 nt
Organism: Microsporum canis CBS 113480
Lineage: Eukaryota; Fungi; Ascomycota; Eurotiomycetes; Onygenales; Arthrodermataceae
Product: ubiquitin fusion degradation protein 1
Exons: 1
Coding region: 1-2283 (760 amino acids)
Cellular component (GO): VCP-NPL4-UFD1 AAA ATPase complex
Molecular function (GO): polyubiquitin modification-dependent protein binding
Source: RefSeq, a predicted model, not a curated record
AUGGAGGGGCUAUCAUGGACCUGCAAGCUCUCUGUGACGCCGCCGAACAAGACUCAAAAACUCACCGGAGACAAGAUCACCUUACCGCAAUCUGCUCUUGAACAGAUUCUUGCUGCAGUUCGCAGUAAUCCAUCCUCUACGCUAGCGAAUCCCCUUUCCACAGAUUUCAACUCACACAAUUCCUUCGGUACUAAUGAUCCUCGACAACAAGAACUUCCACACCCUCUGACAUUCCGUCUUGUCAAUCCUCUAAAUGGCCGAGCCGUGCAUUCGGGAAUCAGAGAAUUCUCUGCUGAUGAAAACGAAGUUUCUUUGAGCCCAUUUAUCCGGGAAAGUCUCGGUAUAGAACAUUUGAACCUCGAUACUGGAUCAGGCACACCCCCUCCAAAUACGCUACCUACAGUCACAGUGCAGGCAGUCCAGCUUCCAAAGGGAUCGUAUGUACGCUUGAGACCAUUAGAAGCUGGAUAUGACGUGGAAGAUUGGAAAGCUUUGCUGGAGCGACAACUACGAGACAAUUACACAACCCUUACCGUCGGGGAAGUUUUGCCGGUUCUUGCUAACCGAAAAGAGACCAUGCAAUUUCUCAUUGACAAGGUGCAGCCGGAAGGAAAUGCAAUAUGUAUAGUCGAUACUGAUUUAGAGGUAGACAUCGAGCCUAUGGAUGAGGACCAAGCUAGGGAAAGCUUGAAAAGGAAGCUUGCAAAGAGUAGUCGAGCAUCAGAAUACGCCGGUCAAAGUUCUAUCGGCGGAACGGUAACUGAUGGACAAGAAGUGAAUGGACAAGUUCGUCAAGGGGAUUAUGUGGAUUACGAGCUUCGGUCCUGGGAACGCUCGAAACCUCUGAUCCUAGAAAUAAAUGUCGAUGGCGAUGAGGAUGUUGAUAUCUUCGCAAGCCCAUUCUCAAACCGACAAAGAGCUCGACCUCGCAGCGAUCAACAUGUAUGGGGUGAUUUCUCGAACCAGUUUCCAAAAGCUAUUGAGAUUAAGCCUACCAACGUGGAAGUUAAAGAUAUGGAUUGCCUAUAUAUUUCUAUACAUGCCCCUCUUUCGGGACCAGAUGGGCAGAAUAAUUCUGCAGAAGCAAGCCAGACACAGCCGAUCAAGUUCCAGCUUCGGGUAUCUACUUCUGCCAAACCAGUGGAAACGGUGGCAGAGGACGACCUAGGCCAUUUUGCGCAUAGUGCCAAUGAAACGCAAUGCACAAAUUGUCUUCAAUGGGUUCCCAGAGCAACCAUGGUCCUGCAUGAGAACUUUUGUCUUCGCAACAACGUUAUUUGCCCUAAAUGCCGGAAAGUCUUUCAGAAACGAUCGUCCGAAUGGGAAGGUCACUGGCAUUGCGCUCAAGAUGAUUCAUAUGGAACUGGGGCCUCAAGUAAAGUUAGACAUGAUACAAUCUUCCAUUUAAACUAUACUUGUCGCGACUGCCAGCAUGUCUCUCGUAACCUUCCAGAUUUGGCUCAGCAUCGAACCACAGUAUGUCCCGAGAAGCUUAUCCUAUGUCAGUUUUGUCACCUUGUUGUCCCUCAGAAAGGCGAGUCGGACCCGGAGGUUUCAGAUCCUGAAGUUGUUCUGUCCAACCUUACACCGCAUGAGCUGGUUGAUGGUGGUAGAACUACAGAGUGUCAUUUAUGCCACAAAAUUGUUCGUCUCCGAGACAUGAAUACCCAUCUACGCCACCAUGAACUCGACCGAGUCUCACGGUCGUCUCCGCAGUUAUGCUUAAAUAUUAACUGCAGCCGGACAAUUAACGGCCCCAAUAGUAAUCAAAGGAAUUUGACAAAUGACACACUUGGGCUUUGCAAAGUCUGUUUUGGCCCGUUAUACGUGGAUGUCUAUGACCCGGAGGGUAAGGCGCUCCGCCGUCGUAUCGAGCGAAAAUAUCUCUCUCAGAUGCUUACGGGGUGCGGGAAACCUUGGUGCCGAAAUAAAUACUGCAAAACCGGUCGUGCGAAUUCGAACAUUGACGCAGGGGCUACAUUUACUUCUAAAGAUAUAAUUUCAAUGACCAAACCAUUCGUUGAAGGGGUCUCUAUCGGUCCUACAAAGGUCAACACGUCGCCUCUUUAUUUCUGUACAGAUGAAACCACCCAAAGGCGGAGAGAAUUAGCCGAAGUACUAGCUGCAGAGGGGGUUGUUGGCACGGAAACACAUACAGAAAGUUAUGAAAUGGAAUGGUGCAUAGCAGCCUUAGAGUCUACCAAUGGGGACGUAUUUAAGGCUAGCGAAUGGCUUCAUAACUGGGCUCCGAAGAAAGGAGAGACCUUUGCAAGUUCUCCAUAA